CUCAGUUCCGCUCCCGUCACUUCCGCUCUCAUCUUUCCCAACAUGGCGGCGUCCGCCAUCCGAUCUCGGCGCUUCAAGUGGGCUUUGGAGCUCGGAACGGCGCCGGGCGGCCGCCCCCGCGGAGCCCCCGAGAGCCGCGGCCCGGUCGGUUUCUCGGAGCGGCAGAUGGGGGAGGGCGGCGUUCACGAGAGCGACCGCAUCCUGGUGGAGAAGCGCUGCUGGGACGUGGCGCUGGGCCCGCUGAAGCAGAUCCCGAUGAACCUGUUCAUUAUGUACAUGGCCGGAAACACCAUCUCCAUCUUCCCCGCCAUGAUGGUCGGCAUGAUGGGGUGGCGCCCCCUGCAGGCGCUGCUCUCCUUGUCCUCCACCCUGAAGCUCCUCGAGUCCUCCAGCGCCCGCCUGCUGCAGUUCCUGGUUUUCCUGCUGGGCAAUGGCCUGGGCCUGGCUUUGGCCCUAUAUAAAUGCCAGGCUAUGGGGCUGCUGCCCACCCACGCCUCUGAUUGGCUGGCCUUCAUCACCCCCCCCCAGCGCAUGGAGGUGACGUAA
This is a messenger RNA of Meleagris gallopavo (turkey), 546 nucleotides long. Lineage: Eukaryota; Metazoa; Chordata; Aves; Galliformes; Phasianidae. The record is from RefSeq and is a predicted model, not a curated record.